UUUAGACAAAAUAAUAAAUGUUGAUACUAUUAUCAAAAAAAAAUGUUGAUACUGUUCCUGGAGAAGGUGAGAAGGAGUGAAGGACUUAAAUUAAUUCCUUUAUAAUAAUGCUUAAUGGUCCUUGUCUGUUGUUUCUGUCCAUUAAUUUCUGGGGAGGGAAAAAGGACAACGAGUUCACCUACUUUGAUAAUUAUGGAUGACAUGAUGAACCUUACUUAAGGAAUGAAGAGUUCUUAGCUAGGAAAAAGAUGUCUCCAUAUUCAUUGAUUUGCUCCCCUUGUUAUUGAGCAUUGCUCUUUAGAUUUGUUUAAAGGAGUUCAUACCAAAGACAGGAAAAUUAUUUCUCAGAAAAGAAAAAAAGUGCCCUCUGAAGUAAGUCUAGCAUGGAAAACAACUUUGUAAUUGAAAUUACAGAACAAAGAUCUCCUGAAGUUCCAUCUCUGAUCCAAUACAUCUCAUCAUGUGAUGUUGAUGGUUUUGACACUUUCGGCUCUUCACUUCCCAGCCCAGCUAACAAAGGACAUGAAGCAACCUCACCAGGAAGAAAGCAUGAUGAACCUUUAGUGAUCAAACAUCAAAGGAAGCCUUCUGUCAGCAUGCCACUAUCUUCUGAAGAAAUUCAGCUUCAGCAAACUAGCAACAAAAAAGUGUAUUUUAGCGGCGAAACCGUGGUUCCAAUUCCCUCAACUGAGCCAGGAACUGCAGGUUCUCUGCCUCCACACUCAUCAAAGUGUUACUCUCAACCAAUGCCAAAAGGUUCUGCUUACCCAGAGGGAGCUACUAAUAAUAGUGCCAAAAUUUCCAACCAUGCUGGCAUCAAAAUGUUCAGGGAUAAGAGGUUUGAUUCUUUCAAAACAUGGUCUGGGACACUUGAGAGACAGUUGACAAUGCUACGCGGAAAGACGCCUGAAGAUUCUGCAGAAGAUGGCAACAGCUCCAAGAGGAGUACUAUUGAUAGGCCUUUACCGGUUGACCGAUAUUUCGAUGCAUUGGAAGGUCCAGAGUUAGAAACUCUUAGGUCCUCAGAAGAGAUUGUGCUUCCAGAUGACAGUCGAUGGCCAUUUCUUCUCCGGUUUCCAGUUUCAUCUUUCGGUAUCUGCCUUGGAGUUAGCAGCCAAGCCAUUCUCUGGAAAACUUUAGCCACAUCCCCUUCCACUGAGUUUCUCCACAUAAGCCUCAAAGUGAACCUAAUCUUGUGGAUCAUCUCGGUUGCUCUUAUCACGACCGUUUUCGCCAUAUACACUCUUAAAAUCAUUCUCUACUUCGAGGCGGUUCGUCGCGAGUACUACCACCCUAUCCGUGUCAACUUCUUCUUCGCCCCGUGGAUAGCUCUCUUGUUCUUGGCUAUGGGGGUUCCACCAUCAUUCACCAAAGUCCUUCACCACUCCCUUUGGUACAUUCUAAUGACACCAAUUUUCUGCCUUGAGCUUAAGAUCUAUGGACAGUGGAUGUCUGGGGGCCAAAGGAGGCUUUCAAAGGUGGCGAACCCUUCAAAUCAUUUAUCAAUUGUUGGAAACUUUGUGGGGGCUUUAUUUGGAGCUUCUAUAGGUCUAAAAGAAGGGCCUAUCUUCUUCUUUGCUGUUGGGUUGGCUCAUUACACUGUGUUGUUUGUUACUCUCUACCAGAGACUUCCCACAAAUGAGACCCUCCCUAAAGAGCUCCAUCCAGUGUUCUUUCUCUUUGUUGCAGCACCUAGUGUUGCUUCAAUGGCUUGGGCUAAGAUUCAGGGCUCUUUCGAUUAUGGAUCGCGGAUCGCCUAUUUCAUUGCCCUUUUCCUUUAUUUCUCGCUGGCUGUCCGGAUCAAUUUUUUCAGAGGAUUCAAAUUUUCUCUUGCUUGGUGGGCCUAUACAUUUCCAAUGACUGGUGCAGCAAUUGCAACUAUAAGAUACUCAAAUCAAGUCCCAAAUGUGGUUACCAAGACACUGUGUGUUGUUCUAGCUCUCAUAUCCACUCUCAUUGUAACAGCACUGCUUGUGUCAACCAUUUUGCAUGCCUUUGUGUUCCGGGACCUCUUCCCCAAUGACAUUGCCAUUGCAAUCAGUGAUAGGAAGAGAAAGCCACAUAAGAAGUGGUUAGGCUUUAGACAUGGGAGCCAAGAUGCCAAAGAGAUUGAGAAUUUCUUGAAGUUUGUGAACCCAGAUGAGAUUAAUUUAGAAGAUAUUACCCCAGUACCUCACUCCAGUGAGUCAGGGAAUUCACCGUGUGUCUGAGACUCUGAGUGCAUAUUUGGAUACAUGGUAAAAAAUCACCGUGAAAGCAAAAUUAUGGUGAAGCGAAUUUUCUUGUAUUUGUGAGCAUGGUAUUGAGUCUUUCAAAAGAAAAAGAAGAUUAUGAGUGUCUUGUGCCUAAUAAUCUUCAGUAGUCAAGCAUGUGAGGAACAAAAGUAGGAGUUUUGAUUGUUCCAGUGACCAUGUGUAGUUAGUAGAAUGUGAGUUUGUGUAUGAUGUGCCUGUUUUUGUAAAAACCGUUCCCAUCUUAAUAUUUUGUAAAAUAAGAGUGUAUAAAGUAUGAGUAAAUUAUCAGUAUCAAUUGAAUUUGAUACUGUACUUGAUAA
Lotus japonicus is the source of this 2554-nucleotide messenger RNA. Its product is annotated as S-type anion channel SLAH2. Lineage: Eukaryota; Viridiplantae; Streptophyta; Magnoliopsida; Fabales; Fabaceae. Gene Ontology annotation, molecular function: voltage-gated monoatomic anion channel activity. Gene Ontology annotation, cellular component: membrane. The transcript has 6 exons. The record is from RefSeq and is a predicted model, not a curated record. The coding region runs from base 384 to 2210 and encodes 608 amino acids. Gene Ontology annotation, biological process: transmembrane transport; intracellular monoatomic ion homeostasis.